Molecule: messenger RNA, 1494 nt
Organism: Oncorhynchus masou masou (cherry salmon)
Lineage: Eukaryota; Metazoa; Chordata; Actinopteri; Salmoniformes; Salmonidae
Product: ankyrin repeat domain-containing protein 29-like
Exons: 10
Coding region: 182-1078 (298 amino acids)
Biological process (GO): protein localization to ciliary inversin compartment
Cellular component (GO): ciliary inversin compartment
Molecular function (GO): protein binding
Source: RefSeq, a predicted model, not a curated record
GUGUGGCUGGAGCGGCACUGCAGAGGAUUUGCUGCGUGUUUUUUUCCAACAGCGCGCCGACACCCUUGGAGCAGUCAGUGUGGCAAAACGAAUUACAGCCGUUAUUACAGUUAAACCCAUCGGGACGUUAGCAACAACAACCCAUACGCAAGAAAUAUGAGUCACGAAUGAGGUCCACAGGAUGUCGUUCAAGAAGGAGACGCCCCUGGCUAAUGCUGUGUUUUGGGCAGCUCGAAAGGGGAACUUGGCCCUGCUUCAGUUACUGCUCAACAGUGGCCGUGUGGAUGCCGACUGCAGAGACAGUUUUCGCACCACAGCCCUGAUGGUGGCGUCCUACAAUGGCCACAGUGACUGUGCCAGGGAGCUGAUCAUGCAGGGAGCUGACAUUAACCUGCAGAGAGAGACAGGCUCCACUGCCCUCUUCUUCGCUUCCCAGCAGGGACACAGUGAAGUAGUAAAGCUCCUCUUUGAAUUUGGUGCCUCAACUGAAUUCCAGACAAAGGACGGUGGCACAGCCCUCUCUGCAGCCUGUCAGUAUGGCCACUCUAAGGUGGUAGACACUCUUUUGAAGAAUGGAGCCAAUGUUCAUGACCAGCUGCAUGAUGGUGCCACCCCACUCUUCCUUGCUUCCCAGGAGGGUCAUGUGACUGUCAUACGUCAACUGCUGUCAUCUGGAGCCAAAGUUAACCACCCUAGGGAGGAUGGCACAGCCCCCCUGUGGAUGGCAGCCCAGAUGGGACACAGUGAAGUAGUGAAGGUUUUACUUCUGCGUGGUGCAGAUCGGGAUGCUGACAGAAAAGACGGGUCAACUGCAUUAUUCAAGGCAGCUUUCAAAGGACACAACAGUGUCAUUGAGGAGCUCCUCAAGUUUUCCCCUUCAAUGGGCCUUCUCAAGAAUGGUUCCACAGUCCUCCACGCUGCUGUCAUGGGUGGCAAUCAUAAAAGUGUAAACCUUCUGCUCGGGGCCAAUGCAGACCCCACACUACCCAACAAGAACAAUGAACUGCCAGCAGAUCUUACAAAGAGUGAUCGCAUCCUGAGUGCUCUGCGACCACAACUCUUAAAUGGAAGUAGUUGAUGACAAUCCUAGUUCCCACCUUAGACCAUGGUUGUUUUAUGGAGAGAAAUGCACCGAGGGCUCCGAACAACAGAGAACAAACUAACAGGAUUCAGUCACACUACAAUACUUAUAUGGUGCUUGCUUUCAAUUGCAGCUUCAGAAAACACAAUGCUAUUUGGAGUAAACGUAACUGGACAUAUCAAUAUGUAGCCUACUACCAAAAUGCAUCCAUUUGUGGCUAGAGUUAUUUUGCCAUGUACAUCCUUUUGUUUGAGGUGUUGUUCUAACUUUGCUGUAUAGUUUUAGUUUCUAAAAUAUUGUAUCCUGGUGCUGUGAUAUUUCUAAAUAUUUUGCAUUUUUUUAUUUCUGCAAUUUUAGUAAAUGCAAUACUGUACAUUGGGUUAAAUAAAAUAUGAAUGUGGAAGAAAAAACAA